AUGGAGAAAUACACCAUUCCUAUUGAAAAGGCUGUCGAACUGACGCCGGUGUCUUCGGAACCGGAUAACUUCACUAACACUCAACCGCUGUGGAGCUUCGCGGGCGGCUAUGGAGUCUACGGCGGAUCAACUGUUGCCCAUUGUCUUGUGGCCGCUCAAAAGACCAUCCCGAGCGACUACGUCGCCCACUCUCUCCACUGCGGCUUCGUCAGCCCCGGUAAUCCAAAGCGACCGAUUGAAUAUCGUGUUGAACGUACACGCGAUGGGAAAAGCUUCAUCACGAGGACUGUCCACGCCACCCAGAAGGCCGGUGUGAUCUCUGAGGCAAUCGUCAACUUUGUGCGGGUGGGAACGUACAGUAAUAACGGUGAUAUUGACAAGGCAGGGAGACUCGAACAUGGGAGAAAUAUGCCCAAGGGUUUGACACUACCCGAUCAAGCAGAGAUGGAUGGGAAGGGGGUAGAUGGGCCGUUUGAGGCUCGCUGGGGGGAAAUCCUGAAUCAAAUAUCUCACGACCUGGUCAACACUCAGAUCCGAUACUGGAUGCGGGCCAAGGACCCUAUCCAGCAAAGGAGUCCUCAGGCCCAGCUCGCGGCGCUGGCAUAUAUGUCCGACGCAUAUUUUAUUGGCGCCGCAGUUCAAGUACACGACCUGCUGGGUCAAACGUUCGGGACCAAAAUGGCCAUGGCAGCUAGUCUAAAUCAUACAAUUUACUUCCACCACCCCGAAGCGGUGCGGGCGGAUGAGUGGAUGUGUUCCGAAAGAGAGAGCCCGUGGGCUGGCAAUGAUCGUGCGCUGGUGGUUCAGAGGAUUUGGUCUCCCAAGGGGAUCUUGGUGGCCACAUGUGUCCAAGAGGGAGUCUUACGUGUCCAAGUGCCCUCCGAGAAGAUAAAACUGUGA
This is a messenger RNA of Penicillium egyptiacum, 900 nucleotides long. The record is from the annotation of a GenBank genome assembly. Lineage: Eukaryota; Fungi; Ascomycota; Eurotiomycetes; Eurotiales; Aspergillaceae.